AUGCUUGUACAGUUUGUGUCAGAUGUGGUACCAAUACCAAGUGCAAAAGCAAGGCUACUGUCCCAAAACCACCUUGGAGAUCAGGGCUUAAUCUGUCGUGACAGCCAGCCAAUGAUUAGCUCAAUAUUCCUUCAGAACAACUAUGGACACCUAACAAUACCUUCAAUCUAUAUGAUAGAGGUGGUGGUGGGCAAGGGAGCCAUUCAAUUUACCCUUGGAGAAGACAGGAAUUUUGACAUAGAUGUUUUGUAUGGUUGGGCUAGCUCAUUGACGAUUAUGCACUUCCAUCAUUUUGAUAUGGAUGGUAAUAUACAUGUUCACCAUCAUUUCGACCAUCCAUUCAUCGAGCACAUUGUGAUCCAGUUCAUUUGGUAUCUUAGACACAAGACCUUCCUUGGGGAAUCUCCACUCACAAAGAUCAACUACAUCAUCAUGAUCGUUGUCACAGCUGUGCACUGUCUGGUCCAUAGCAACAAAUUUGUUGAGAUCAUCAACAUCCUCGAUGGUCUUGAUGAAGAAGAUAAAAAGGCAUUGGAAAGUUUUGAACUUGAUAUGCUCAAAGUUGGACCAUCACAGAUGCACAGUGAUGUUAAGGCUGAUCAUCAUGAUGAUUUACACAAUAUAGUGUAG
This is a messenger RNA of Suillus plorans, 630 nucleotides long. RefSeq lists its product as uncharacterized. Bases 1 to 630 code for a protein of 209 amino acids. The transcript is spliced from 7 exons. Lineage: Eukaryota; Fungi; Basidiomycota; Agaricomycetes; Boletales; Suillaceae. The record is from RefSeq and is a predicted model, not a curated record.